This is a messenger RNA of Oryctolagus cuniculus (rabbit), 3060 nucleotides long. It is a transcript of the gene LRRC4, whose product is annotated as leucine rich repeat containing 4. NCBI's taxonomy places the organism in Eukaryota, Metazoa, Chordata, Mammalia, Lagomorpha, Leporidae. Gene Ontology annotation, molecular function: protein binding. Gene Ontology annotation, biological process: synaptic membrane adhesion; excitatory synapse assembly; modulation of chemical synaptic transmission. The record is from RefSeq and is a predicted model, not a curated record. Gene Ontology annotation, cellular component: plasma membrane; postsynaptic density membrane; glutamatergic synapse.
ACUUCCCCCUUUUGUUAAUUAAAACUAAGAAGUCAGAAUGGGAACGAUGUGCCCGGCUCCCGUGGAGAAAGCUUAAGGACAGCACGCCACUUCUCUCCUGCCUUCCUUCCGAGAUGGAAAGAGGAGCUCCUAGCUCACUUAAGCCGGGGUAGGGCUGGUUCUCCUUUCCGAGCCAAAAUCCCAGGCGAUGGUGAAUUAUGAACGUGCCACACCAUGAAGCUCUUGUGGCAGGUAACUGUGCACCACACCUGGAAUGCCGUCCUGCUCCCCGUCGUCUACCUCACGGCACAAGUGUGGAUUCUGUGUGCAGCCAUCGCUGCUGCCGCCUCGGCCGGGCCCCAGAACUGCCCCUCCGUCUGCUCGUGCAGUAACCAGUUCAGCAAGGUGGUGUGCACCCGCCGGGGCCUCUCCGAGGUCCCACAGGGCAUCCCCUCCAACACCCGGUACCUCAACCUCAUGGAAAACAAUAUCCAGAUGAUCCAGGCCGACACCUUCCGACACCUCCACCACCUGGAGGUCCUGCAGCUGGGCAGGAACUCCAUCCGGCAGAUCGAGGUGGGGGCCUUCAACGGCCUGGCCAGCCUCAACACCCUGGAGCUGUUCGACAACUGGCUGACUGUCAUCCCCAGCGGGGCCUUCGAAUACCUGUCCAAACUGCGGGAGCUCUGGCUUCGCAACAACCCUAUAGAAAGCAUCCCCUCCUAUGCCUUCAACCGAGUGCCCUCCCUCAUGCGCCUGGACUUGGGGGAGCUCAAGAAGCUGGAGUAUAUCUCUGAGGGCGCCUUUGAGGGGCUCUUCAACCUCAAGUACCUGAACUUGGGUAUGUGCAACAUUAAAGAUAUGCCCAACCUCACCCCCCUGGUGGGGCUGGAGGAGCUGGAGAUGUCAGGGAACCACUUUCCUGAGAUCAGGCCUGGAUCCUUCCAUGGCCUGAGCUCCCUCAAGAAGCUGUGGGUCAUGAACUCGCAGGUGAGCCUGAUUGAGCGGAAUGCUUUCGACGGGCUGGCCUCGCUUGUGGAACUCAACCUGGCUCACAACAACCUCUCCUCUCUGCCCCACGACCUCUUCAGCCCACUGAGGUACCUGGUGGAGUUGCACUUACACCACAAUCCCUGGAACUGUGACUGCGACAUCCUGUGGCUGGCCUGGUGGCUUCGGGAGUAUAUACCCACCAACUCCACGUGCUGCGGCCGCUGUCACGCUCCCAUGCACAUGCGAGGCCGCUACCUGGUGGAGGUGGACCAGGCCUCCUUCCAGUGCUCUGCCCCCUUCAUCAUGGACGCGCCUCGGGACCUCAACAUCUCUGAGAGUCGGAUGGCGGAACUCAAGUGUCGGACUCCCCCCAUGUCCUCGGUGAAGUGGCUGCUGCCCAAUGGGACAGUGCUCAGCCACGCCUCCCGCCACCCGCGCAUCUCUGUCCUCAACGACGGCACCUUGAACUUCUCCCACGUGCUGCUCUCAGACACGGGGGUAUACACAUGCAUGGUGACCAACGUGGCUGGCAACUCCAACGCCUCGGCCUACCUCAACGUGAGCACGGCCGAGCUCAACACCUCCAACUACAGUUUCUUCACCACAGUCACAGUGGAGACCACGGAGAUCUCGCCUGAGGACACCACGAGGAAGUACAAGCCUGUGCCCACCACGUCCACUGGCUACCAGCCGGCAUAUACCACCUCUACCACGGUGCUCAUUCAGACCACCCGUGUGCCCAAGCAGGUGGCGGUACCCGCGACAGACACCACUGACAAGAUGCAGACCAGCCUGGAUGAAGUCAUGAAGACCACCAAGAUCAUCAUUGGUUGCUUUGUGGCAGUGACUCUGCUGGCUGCCGCCAUGUUGAUUGUCUUCUACAAGCUCCGGAAGCGGCACCAGCAGCGGAGUACCGUCACGGCCGCCAGGACAGUUGAGAUUAUCCAGGUGGACGAAGACAUCCCGGCGGCGGCUUCGGCGGCGGCAACAGCGGCUCCAGCCAGUGUAUCAGGUGAGGGGGCAGUAGUGCUGCCCACAAUUCAUGACCAUAUUAACUACAACACCUACAAACCAGCACAUGGGGCCCACUGGACAGAAAACAGCCUGGGGAACUCUCUGCACCCCACAGUCACCACUAUCUCUGAACCUUAUAUAAUUCAGACCCAUACCAAGGACAAGGUACAGGAAACUCAAAUAUGAUGCCCCCUCCCCUCAAAAACUUUAAACGCAAUAGAAUGCACACACACACCACACACACACAUACACACACACACACACGAGACAGCAACUUUUGUACAGAGUGGGGAGAGACUUUUUCUUGUAUAUGCUUAUAUAUUAAAUCUAUGGGCUGGUAAAAAAAAACAGAUUAUAUUAAAAUUUAAAAAGAAAAAAAUCAAAACAAAACUAUUUUCUAACUUGUAAGUUCUAUUUAAAGGGGGCGGGAGGGGAAUCUUGGGAAUGUUGUGGGGUACGCGCCCCAUGUACCUUUGCUCUACUGCCAGAAAAGGUUUCUGGUAAGAGGUUGAACCUGCUAAGGUAAAACUAAAACACCAACAAUUAGCAUCCCUAAAGGGGUAGGGUGUGGGCUGCGGAGGGAACAGGCGGGAUGGGAUGGACUGAACCUGUCCUUUUUUUAGAAGAUGCUUCAUAGGAUACAGGAGUACCCGUUUCUACAGACAUCUUUCUUAAGCCGAGAGCUGUCUUUGCAGAUUAUCUUAUUUAAAAAAAAAAUUCUGAAAAAAGCUCCGUGAAUUUGUACUCUGCCAAAAUGUUGAGAGGCAAUAAUAUUUUUCUCUUCAGAGGCCAAGGGGACGAUAGAUCUGUAGCUGUAGUGCAAACAGGAAAACCACCAGAUUUUUCAAAUGAAUCCUUCGAGGGGCUGAGUGUCGGUCCGUGCGCGCGCCAGGUCUCCGGGGGUUGUGCCGGGGACCAUGUGUCUGAUGGAGUGCUUCCCGAGCAGGGGAGGAAGGGAGCUGUCAGAUGCUUGCACAUUGCACCAGAUUCCUGCAGUGGGGCUGAACCCACUCUGCAAGGCAUGUGUCUAUUCAGGGUUUCCCAGGAGAAGGAGGCGGCCCCUCAAGGGGGUGC